Molecule: messenger RNA, 1095 nt
Organism: Fulvia fulva
Lineage: Eukaryota; Fungi; Ascomycota; Dothideomycetes; Mycosphaerellales; Mycosphaerellaceae
Product: putative family 17 glucosidase SCW10
Exons: 3
Coding region: 1-1095 (364 amino acids)
Biological process (GO): carbohydrate metabolic process; cell wall organization
Cellular component (GO): extracellular region; fungal-type cell wall; cell surface
Molecular function (GO): 1,3-beta-glucanosyltransferase activity; glucan endo-1,3-beta-D-glucosidase activity
Source: RefSeq, a predicted model, not a curated record
AUGAAAGCCGGACUUUUCCUUACGGGCUUGACCCUCGCCGCGAGCGCCAGCGCCCACAUCAGACAUGGACACCGCCAUGAGCACAAGAAGAGAGGCGACAACGUCGUCAACCACACUGAGGUGUCGUACGUGACCGCCACCGCACCAGACGUUGUCGUCUACGUCGACAGCAACGGCAAGCCAAUCUCCACUGGUCCCCCAGCUGGUGCCGCUCCACCAGCUUACCACGCCCCGGCCGAGCAACCAAAGGCUCCAGCAGCACCAGCACACACUCCACCCAAGGAUACGCCAAAGGCUCCAGCUGCACCUGCACACUCUGCUCCAUCCGGUGGCUCCAGCUCCGGCUCUGGCCGGGGUAUCACAUACUCUCCCUACAACGCAGACCACACUUGCAAGUCCGCGGAGGAUGUGAAGCGCGAUCUCUCCAAGCUCACUGGCUACGACCUGAUCCGUCUCUACGGCUCUGACUGCAACCAAGUCGCCAACGUUCUCGCUGCUUGCAACGCCAAGCUCUUCCUCGGUGUCUUCGACAUCAAGAACCUACAGACCGAAGCCAGCACCCUGAUCAAGCAGGCCAAGGGAUCUUGGGACCGUGUGGACACCAUCAGCAUCGGUAACGAGCUCGUAAACAGUGGCGGUGCCUCUGUCGACGAGGUCGUUGCUGCCAUCAACACCGCUCGUGGUAUCUUCAAGGCAGCCGGCUACUCUGGCAACAUCGUCACCGUUGACACCUUCGUCGCCAUAAUUGCCAACCCCGGUCUCUGCCAGGCUUCCGACUACGCCGCUGCCAACUGCCACGCUUUCUUCGACGGUGGCAAGACCGCCGAGCAAGCCGGUGACUUCGUCAAGGACCAGGCCCAGCGUGUUGCUAAUGCGUGCGGUGGCAAGCGUGUCGUUAUCACCGAGACUGGCUGGCCAUCGCAGGGCUCGCCAAACGGUUCCGCUGUUCCAUCCAAGGAGAACCAGGCCGCUGCCAUCUCUAGUUUGAAGUCCAAGUUCGACAAGGACAUGUUCCUUUUCACCGCAUACAACGACAUGUGGAAAGUGGACACCGCAGCCACGUUCGGCUGUGAGAAGUACUGGGGUAUCAUGUAA